Messenger RNA from Saimiri boliviensis boliviensis (Bolivian squirrel monkey), 2931 nucleotides. It is a transcript of the gene FOXL2, whose product is annotated as forkhead box L2. Lineage: Eukaryota; Metazoa; Chordata; Mammalia; Primates; Cebidae. The record is from RefSeq and is a predicted model, not a curated record. Gene Ontology annotation, molecular function: DNA-binding transcription factor activity, RNA polymerase II-specific; RNA polymerase II cis-regulatory region sequence-specific DNA binding. Gene Ontology annotation, biological process: cell differentiation; regulation of transcription by RNA polymerase II; anatomical structure morphogenesis.
ACAGAGCGAGGCUCCUGGCGCACUAGGGACUCCAGGAGGCUGCUCCGCCAGAGACACGGGUCGUGCUUCGGGAAACCGGGGGGCGGGGGGAGGGGAAGAGCGCAGAAAAGAAAACCCACCGAGGCGGGGACUGGCCUGGGCGGGGAGGGGCGGCGAGGCCGGAGCCCCUCUCUGUUGGGCGGACUCCCCAUGGCCAGAAGCUGAGCUCCACUCCGGCCAGCCGCUCCCUAGGGGAAGGGGAAGGAGAGGGGAGAGCAGCGAGAGGCCUCCAGCGAGCGAGCGCGGGCGGCAUCCGCAAUCUCCAGAAGUUUGAGACUCGGCCGCAAGCAGACUCGUGCGCCCCAACUCUGCCGCGCCAGCGCCUGGAGCGGAGAGCAGAGGCGGCCCGGCCGCGGCGCGCCGGCUUUGUCAUGAUGGCCAGCUACCCUGAGCCCGAGGACGCCGCGGGGGCCCUGCUGGCCCCGGAGACCGGCCGCGCAGUCAAGGAGUCAGAAGCGCCGCCACCGAGCCCAGGCAAGGGCGGCGGGGGUGGCGGCGGGACAGCCCCAGAGAAGCCAGACCCGGCGCAGAAGCCCCCGUACUCGUACGUGGCGCUCAUCGCCAUGGCUAUCCGCGAGAGUGCCGAGAAGAGGCUCACGCUGUCGGGCAUCUACCAGUACAUCAUCGCCAAGUUCCCGUUCUACGAGAAGAACAAGAAGGGCUGGCAAAAUAGCAUCCGCCACAACCUCAGCCUCAACGAGUGCUUCAUCAAGGUGCCGCGCGAGGGCGGCGGCGAGCGCAAGGGCAACUACUGGACGCUGGACCCGGCCUGCGAAGACAUGUUCGAGAAGGGCAACUACCGCCGCCGCCGCCGCAUGAAGCGGCCCUUCCGGCCGCCGCCCGCGCACUUCCAGCCCGGCAAAGGGCUCUUCGGGGCCGGAGGCGCCGCGGGAGGCUGCGGCGUGGCGGGCGCCGGUGCCGACGGCUACGGCUACCUGGCGCCCCCCAAGUACCUGCAAUCCGGCUUCCUCAACAACUCGUGGCCGCUGCCGCAGCCUCCCUCACCCAUGCCCUAUGCCUCCUGCCAGAUGGCGGCGGCCGCAGCGGCUGCGGCGGCGGCGGCUGCAGCCGCCGGCCCUGGUAGCCCUGGCGCGGCCGCUGUGGUCAAGGGGCUGGCUGGCCCGGCCGCCUCGUACGGGCCGUACGCACGCGUGCAGAGCAUGGCGCUGCCCCACGGCGUAGUGAACUCGUACAACGGCCUGGGAGGCCCGCCGGCCGCGCCCCCGCCCCCGCCGCACCCCCACCCGCAUCCUCACGCACACCAUCUGCACGCGGCCGCCGCACCGCCGCCGGCCCCACCGCACCACGGGGCCGCCGCGCCGCCCCCGGGCCAGCUCAGCCCCGCCAGCCCAGCCACCGCCGCGCCCCCGGCGCCCGCGCCCAGCAGUGCGCCCGGCCUGCAGUUCGCUUGCGCCCGGCAGCCCGAGCUCGCCAUGAUGCAUUGCUCUUACUGGGACCACGACAGCAAGACCGGCGCCCUGCAUUCGCGCCUAGAUCUCUGAGAGGCCACCGCAUGCCAGUUCGGACGGAUGCGAGGAGGCAGGAACGCGCGGCGCCGGCCCUAGUCGCAGCCGCCUCCGCCAGCCGGACCUCGCACCCUCUGGGACCGCCUCUGGAGCCAGCGCCCAGGGUCCCUCUCUGCUUUUUCGCUCUCCUCAGCUCCUCUCGCCCCUCUUUGUCCCUCUGCUUGUCCUUCUGUGCUCACCUCCGUGACCUCUAUGCCCUUGCAGUCCCCCGGCCUGAAGCCGCCUCUCUGCGCGCUUUUGCGGGCUCUUCUGUUUCCGGAGUCCCAGCGUCUCCUGCCCAAAUUGACCGCGGAAAGCGCCCGGGGCCGAGGUGCGAUUCGGCGUCGGCGGCGCAGACCUCUUGGCCUUCUCUCACAGGUCGGUGCGCUAGCGCUCGGCGUUCCCCGCCCGACUGCCGUGCAGUCUUUGGCUACACGCGCCGGACUGGAUUGGCGGCGGGACCCGCGCCGCGGGAGAAAAGGACGGACCAAUUUGUGUGUUUGCUCCGUGAACCCUCUUGAAGGUGUUCAGAAGCUGCUUGCCGCGGGGCCCACUAGGCGUUGCAGGGGUUGGGAACCAGCGGGAGCCGGGGCAGCCCGGCUCUGAGGCCUGUGCUUGGUUUACACCACGGGCCCGCGCAGAGGGAGGCUGCCUUAACCUCCGUUGUCCGUCCGGGCGCUUCGGGCACCUCCGGGCCCCGGCGGCUGGCUAACGUUUUGUUUAAAAGAUCGGUGGGGCUUUUUAAGAGAGUAUCCAAAAGAAAAAAAUUUUUUAAGGAAAAAAACAUUCACCGGGCAACCGGGGAAGUAUUGUGGCCUUGGAGUUUGCUAAAUCCAAACAUGAAAAUCAAAAGCUUUAGUAUUCUUCAUCUUCUCUUCUGGAAGAUUUGUGUUAGAGUUCCUGUCGGGCCUUCAAAAAGCUGUGUUCAGAGGUAGGAGAAUAUAUCCAAUAAAAGACGGUUUCGUCUACCAGUUGGGGGAAGUUUCACCCGCUCCCUAUCUGAAGAAAAAAAAGUCAGAAACAAAUGUCCCCGGAUCUUCCGAUGCAAGUCCUGGAUCCCGGGAGAUGACUGCCUGCCUGGCCCUCGCUGCAGGGACGGCUCGUCCUUCCUGCUUUUUGUUUUUCAAAUGUCCUGCUUCUCCCACCUUGGGAAGGAGAAAUGUGAAACCCGACAGCGACCGACCUAGGCGGUCUUGUGGCCCCGAGCCGGCCCGGCCCGGCCCGGCCCGAAAACCAUAGCCCUGGUUGUCCUGUAGUUUGUCAUUUGGGGGACCAAAUUUUCUAGAGAAAACUAGAGCACUUUUGUUGUGUUUUUGUUUUGUUCGUGUUUUUGUUUUUGUUUUUUGCCUUGUCGAUUUCCGAAUAAAUUUUUUGUUCUUCCUUUUAA